UUUCUCUCUCUCUCUUUGGGUAAAAUUUUCAACGUUCAAAUCAAACUCUGGUCCAAAUCAUCGAAUCGAAAUCCCUAGCUGAGCUGCUGCUGCUGCUCGCUCCUCCUCGGCUUGCUCGUGCGAAACGAGCCGGUUCCUGCUCCCGAAUCUUCUCCGACGACCCUCGUAAAAUGAUCCGAUUCAUACUGUUGCAGAACAGGCAGGGCAAGACUCGUCUCGCCAAGUACUACGUCCCUCUCGAGGACUCCGAGAAGCACAAGGUCGAGUACGAGGUUCAUCGGUUGGUGGUCAAUAGAGAUCCCAAGUUCACCAAUUUCGUCGAGUUUCGAACACACAAGGUUAUUUACAGGCGAUAUGCUGGACUAUUUUUCUCGCUCUGUGUUGACAUAACGGAUAAUGAGCUUGCAUACUUGGAGUGCAUUCACUUAUUUGUGGAGAUUUUGGAUCACUUCUUCAGCAAUGUCUGUGAACUAGACUUGGUAUUCAAUUUUCAUAAGGUUUAUCUGAUACUUGACGAAUUCAUCCUUGCCGGUGAAAUCCAAGAAACAAGCAAGAAGGCAAUUAUAGAGAGAUUGGGGGAACUCGAGAAGCUAGAGUGAUGCUCCUUUUACCAUCUAAAGAAAUCUUCAAGUGGGAAAUUCGAUAUUCUGCAUCCCUCCCCUCCUCAUCAGUUCAGUGUAGCUAUUUUUUCUAGAGAUGUUCUGUUGUAUUGUGAUUGGUUUUGUCCACAUUGUUUGUGGAAAUGUGCUAUUCAAAAUUUUCUCUGCGUGCCAUUCGUGAUUGCUCCACUUUGUGGAAGUCUGUUCUUGUCAUUCGAUAAAUCAUCCGUGCUCGAUUCCAAGCUUUACGGGAUAGAGGCCCACCUUUUAUGUGAUUCAUCUUUUAUCCUC
Rhodamnia argentea is the source of this 890-nucleotide messenger RNA. RefSeq names its product AP-2 complex subunit sigma. The coding region runs from base 171 to 599 and encodes 142 amino acids. NCBI's taxonomy places the organism in Eukaryota, Viridiplantae, Streptophyta, Magnoliopsida, Myrtales, Myrtaceae. Gene Ontology annotation, molecular function: clathrin-cargo adaptor activity. Gene Ontology annotation, biological process: clathrin-dependent endocytosis; protein transport. Gene Ontology annotation, cellular component: AP-2 adaptor complex; intracellular membrane-bounded organelle. The record is from RefSeq and is a predicted model, not a curated record. The transcript has 6 exons.